AUGUACUUCACUUCGAGAACAACAAUUUCCAACCAUAUUGCUGGGGACGGAACAUUUAGCGCAAGACAAUUCAAGCCAAGCUCCACCCUGUCUGCUAACACCACAGAAACCGUCACCUCGCUCGCCAUAGCUCCCCAGAUCCAGGAAUUGAAAUCUGGUUUCGGUGUUAUCGUUGAAGGCUUGGACUUUGCUGAAGGCGUAACCAAGGAGAGCUGUCGCUUGAUAGAGGAUACGGCGUGGGACGACCUUGAUGAGGAGACUAAGAAGGAAUUCCUCGAAAAUGACUACAUCGGUUGUCAUUCCAUUCUGCACUCGAAGAAACUGGCUGCUGCUGAGCACUUCGCAGACACUGAGCCCGCCGAUUACCCUAUGGGCCGUCACAGGGUAGCACAGAAGCAUGAGAGAUCUGGCCGUAUGACUCUGUACAUUGCCAUGCAUAUUCAUCAUAUCGAGGAUCUUGACACUGAGGCUUCCAAGAGACUCUUCGAUAAGCUCUUCAGACAUGCUACGCAAGAGAAGUAUCGCCUUAUGGUUGAAUGGGAAAAUGUUGGAGACCUUGUUAUCUGGGACAACACUUGCACCAUGCAUAGGGCAGUGGGUGGUGAAUUUGCCUUCAAAUACAAGAGAGACAUGAGACGUGCUACUGUCCACGAUGACAGCAGUCAGGCGUGGGGUCUAAAUGAACACGUAGACACUCAACAAGGUCUUCCUUGA
Messenger RNA from Diaporthe citri, 714 nucleotides. RefSeq lists its product as uncharacterized. The transcript is spliced from 2 exons. Bases 1 to 714 code for a protein of 237 amino acids. Lineage: Eukaryota; Fungi; Ascomycota; Sordariomycetes; Diaporthales; Diaporthaceae. The record is from RefSeq and is a predicted model, not a curated record. Gene Ontology annotation, molecular function: oxidoreductase activity.